Messenger RNA from Gigantopelta aegis, 1812 nucleotides. RefSeq lists its product as uncharacterized. Lineage: Eukaryota; Metazoa; Mollusca; Gastropoda; Neomphalida; Peltospiridae. The record is from RefSeq and is a predicted model, not a curated record. Gene Ontology annotation, molecular function: protein binding. Bases 160 to 1605 code for a protein of 481 amino acids. The transcript has 5 exons.
AAAUCCGAUAGAUAUGUACUCAGUACUGCGGUGCGGUUAAAAACAAGAUCGGAAAAAUUGCAACAACCAACCGAUCAUGUGAGUUGACAUCUAUAACUUUUGAAUUGCAUUCAGGCCUGUAUAUAUCACUUGACUGUCAGCAGAACAGGAUUUGGCUAGAUGGCUACAGGUAGCUCUGUAUCAUGUAUAUCAGAAGACCUGACCUGUGCCGUGUGCCUGGAUCUGUUCACCAACCCGAGGGUGCUGAGGUGUAUGCACACGUACUGCCAUGAGUGCAUGGUCGGGCUGGUGCAGACCGGCAACCGGUCGCAGCAGUGGAAGAAACGCUGGACGUCGUUCAUAGUGUGUCCGGAGUGUCGCCAGAACACCAACCUAGACAACAGGGGCGUGUUGGGACUAGCCACAAACUUCGCCUUGUCCAAAGUGGUUGAGACAUACAGAAAUACCCCACAAGCUCCCAGUCCUAGUAACAUUCCAUGUUCUCUGUGCGAAGACACGUCCAAGUUUGCGGUGAAAACCUGUUUGGAUUGUCCAAAGAUAUCAUACUGCGAUAGCUGUCUGUCCUUGUUUCAUCCUCCACGGGGAGUACUCAAGACUCACCGACUGGUGGCGCCAUCUGCCACGGACGAUCCGUCCAGUAAUAAUUCAAAGACAACCACAUUUCCAGUUCCAUCUAUAGAGAGUCUGACAUCGAUUCUGACCAACCAACCAGCAGCAACAGCGUCUGUGUCGGUGAGUUCCUGUCAGGAAGCUCUGCACUAUCACGCGCGCUGCGAGAACUCAAACCCAUCUGACGCCAAUGUUGAGGAAGUCGUGACUGCCCGAUGGGCUGGCACCGAGCGUCACUGUUUGAUUGGAGGACUGCGACAUGAAACUCUCUACUUGAUCUCUGUCGCAGCGCAGUACGAGGACGGGAUGAGCUCCUACAGUGAUGCUAAAGUGCUCUAUACUUGCCCAAAAAUUGGAUGCAACGAUUUCCUAAUGGAUUCAACUGACAAACAUCCAGACUUGGACUUGGGGUCGGACAGGCAAACAGUGGCUCACACCAACAACAAGCGCCAGCCAGUCGACCAGUGCUACACCACAAUGGAGUGGGUCAAGAACUGCGGAAUCUGCGCAGACCGCUGCUUCAGUAAUGGCAGUACUUACUGGGAAGUGAAUCUCUUCUAUCAAGUGGUAGGUCGUCUGCAUGACGAAGAAGUGCUCGCAUGUUUUGGAAUCUGUCAAAACGGGGAGUUUACAGAUAAAAGUCCUCUCAAUGAAGAUCCUUCAUGCGUGUGCCUCGUUGUAUACAAACCCUCCGGUUCCCCUCAGAUCGCAACCUGCGUGUGGGAUGGACCCCACAAGAAGACACUUCCGUGCACCAUUUUGUCGGCUCUCAGCAGAAAGGCUAAAGAUUUACGGUUUGGAUUCUUCCUCAACAUGGAGGCCAGAGUCUUGAAGAUCAUUCUCCUCGAUGCAGACUUUGUCUUGGAAACCGUGACAGAUCUUGGCAUCGAUGACGCCUUGCCCAUAUGCUCAGUCGGUGAUCCACAUGUGGUUGCAGUCAAGUUGAAGUUUGUCACAGGAUUAGAUGUGGAGGUUCCCAGUAUUAUUGCAGAUUAAACGUUUUCAUGGUAGUCUGUCUCAAAGCUGAUUUGAAAACAAUUCAUUAAAAUCUGCAUUAGGAAUUCAUAUUGGACUCCCCAACACAAUCACACACAUAGACACACACACACAUAGACACACACACACAGACACACACACACAGACAGACACAUAGACAGACACACAUAGACACACACACAUAGACACACACAGAGACACACACAC